Messenger RNA from Pichia membranifaciens NRRL Y-2026, 1290 nucleotides. RefSeq lists its product as hypothetical. The transcript has a single exon. Gene Ontology annotation, molecular function: adenylosuccinate synthase activity; GTP binding. NCBI's taxonomy places the organism in Eukaryota, Fungi, Ascomycota, Pichiomycetes, Pichiales, Pichiaceae. Gene Ontology annotation, cellular component: cytoplasm. The record is from RefSeq and is a predicted model, not a curated record. The coding region runs from base 1 to 1290 and encodes 429 amino acids. Gene Ontology annotation, biological process: IMP metabolic process; 'de novo' AMP biosynthetic process.
AUGGCUGACGUUGUUUUAGGCGCCCAAUGGGGUGAUGAAGGAAAAGGCAAGCUUGUCGACUUGCUUUGCGACGACAUCGAAGUGUGUGCAAGAUGCCAGGGUGGUAACAAUGCGGGCCACACCAUUGUUGUGGGCAAAACCAAAUACGACUUCCACAUGUUGCCAUCCGGGUUGGUGAACCCAAAGUGCUUGAACUUGGUUGGCUCCGGUGUUGUUGUGCAUUUGCCCUCGUUCUUUGACGAAUUGGCCAAGAUCGAGAACCAGGGUUUGAAAUGUAGAGACAGAUUGUUCUUAUCUUCCAGAGCACAUCUAGUUUUUGACUUCCACCAGAGAGUCGACAAGCUAAGAGAGGCAGAGCUCUCGAACAAGAAGAAGUCGAUCGGCACUACCGGUAAAGGUAUCGGCCCAACCUACUCGACCAAGGCCUCCAGAUCCGGUAUCAGAGUGCACCAUUUGGUCAGUGAUGAGCCCGACGCUUGGCCCGAGUUUGAGACCCGGUUGAGAAGACUGUUUGCAACCAGACAGCAGAGAUACGGCGAAUUUGAAUACGACAUCGAGGGCGAGUUGGCCAGAUACAAGGUGCUCAGAGAGGAAAUCAAGCCUUUUGUCGUCGACUCUGUCGAGUUCAUGCACAGCGCAUUGGCGGAAAACAAGAAGAUCUUGGUUGAGGGCGCCAACGCUUUGAUGUUGGACCUCGACUUCGGUACGUACCCCUACGUCACGUCCUCCAACACAGGCAUUGGCGGUGUCCUGACCGGGUUGGGCAUUCCUCCCACCGCCAUCAGAAACGUCUACGGUGUCGUCAAGGCCUACACCACCAGAGUCGGCGAGGGUCCUUUCCCCACCGAGCAGCUAAACGAGGUCGGCGAGAAGCUCCAGGACAUCGGUUUCGAGGUCGGCGUCACCACGGGCAGAAAGAGAAGAUGCGGCUGGUUGGACUUGGUUGUUUUGAAAUACUCCACCUGGAUCAACGGCUACACCUCCUUGAACAUCACCAAGUUGGACGUCUUGGACACCUUCAAGGAGAUAAAGGUUGCAGUUGGCUACAAGUACAACGGCAAGGAGUUGAAGUCUUUCCCUGAGUGUCUGCACGUUUUGGGCAAGGUCGAGGUCGAAUACAAGACCCUUCCAGGCUGGGAGCAGGAUAUCACCGCCGUGAAAACUUACAGUGAGUUGCCAGAGAACGCCAAGGCGUACUUGAAAUACAUCGAAGACUACCUCAAGGUCCCUGUCCAAUGGGUUGGUACCGGGCCAGCCAGAGAGUCCAUGUUGGUCAAGGCCACCAAAUGA